Messenger RNA from Gadus chalcogrammus (walleye pollock), 1420 nucleotides. RefSeq names its product TBC1 domain family, member 19 (gene tbc1d19). The record is from RefSeq and is a predicted model, not a curated record. NCBI's taxonomy places the organism in Eukaryota, Metazoa, Chordata, Actinopteri, Gadiformes, Gadidae. Bases 420 to 1256 code for a protein of 278 amino acids. The transcript is spliced from 11 exons.
GUCUCCACUGGGAGCCCACCGGUCACACACCUUUGGGUUCUGGCGGAGAGUCCAGGUCUUCACACUCGGACUGGUUCCUGAUCCCGAAGCUGCAGAGGAUCCGGUUGAGGUCGGUGGAAUUUAGCAGCAGGUCCGUCAGCGUGGAAGUUUCCAUGGCGCGCGAGGUCAAUCCAACACUGGUUAUUAAUAAUGUUAAUAAUAUCAAUAAUAUUAGUAAGACCAGAGAGCCGCGGAGACAGAGGCUCUGAACCGGUCUGAACCUGGACCCCGACGGAGAGGAUGAGGUCUGUCAGACAUGGUGGCCGCGAGGUCGAGUUUCCGCAGAUGGCGACGCGGUCCUCCGUUGCUAGGUAACCACGGAGGGAGGCUGCUGCUGUUUUCCGGGGGAAGUGGACCAGUACCGCCGAAUCUCUGCAGGGAUGAUGGACGGGCGGAAGGAGCGCGAGCUGUCUGCAGAGAUGAUUGACGGGGGCACGGAGCGCGAGCUGUCCGCCACAAUCGCCCAGCUCGUGCAGCGGCUGAAGGGAAGCCACCUGCACUCCCAGCUCGAGCGGCGGGCCAAGGACUGUCUGCACCAGCCCGAAAUCAAACUCGAGUCUCUGAAAGAGGACGUGCGUCACUUCCUCAGAGUGUCAGGCUGGGAGAAGAAGCUGCAUAAUGCGGUUUACAGGGAGAUGCACGUCCAGCCCCCCCUCAGCCUUCUGCCCACCCCCCCCGAGCAUCGGAAGGAGCCCCUGCUCUACAUGCGCCUCGCUCAGGCCAGCUGGGAGAGGCGUGUCCUGAAGAGCCUGAGCAGCAUGAGCUCAGAGCUGGGCGUCCCAUUGGCCCGCAAGCGGCCUGCUGCUGAGCAGAAGGAACUGGCCAACAAGUGGAACGAGAUGAGUACGGACGAGCCAGAUCUCAGUCAGUUCAGACCCGUCUACGCCCCUAAAGACUUCCUGGAGGUGCUGAUUGGCCUCCGGAACCCGAACCACGACCACAGCGAGCAGGUCAGCACCCGGAGCCAUUGGGGCCUCAUCCAGCUGCCCCUAAGUGUCAGAGACGUGGUCCAGAUGAGAGAGAUGUACUCCGAGCUGGGCCUGACGUCUGGACAGCUGGGCAUCGACGAUGAGGCUAACCUCCAUCCAGACGUGUUUGAGAGCCAGCACGUCGAGGUUGGUAAGAAAGGUAAGCUGAAGGCUCGUUGUCCUAACUCUGCGAGUCUAACUCUGAGACUAUGUACUGAGAGAUGUAUAUUUCUAUAUUGUUAUACGUGAUGACCUCUUGUCUUGUAUGAACAUGUGAGUGGUCAGCUGAGUGUGUGGCGAUGCUUUAACCUGUUGCACGUUGGCCCACAGCAGGUGAACCGAGCCCUAGAGUCCACUCAGUCUGACUCGGGCCAGGUGAGGCUGCUUCCACCGGCCGUCCUCCACACUCACUA